GGGGGAGCGCAGCAGGCGGUGUGUUUUGCUGUUGUAGCCGGCAUGGCAUCCCACAGUAACAACUUCAUCCGAUUGCGCCUGUACUUUGACUACCCGCCGCCGGCUGUCGUCGGUUGCCGCAUGUGCUGGCUGCUCGUAGACCUGAACGUAUGCCGCGUGGUGGCCGACCUGGAGAGCGUGAUCAGGGAGAAGUUUGAGUUCAGCCGCGGGAGCAUCCUCAGCCUGUUCAUAGAGGACUGCUACCUGCCGCACACCGAGAGCAUCUAUGUGGUGCGGGACAAUGACAGCGUCAGGGUGAAGGUGGGCUGCCUGGCUCAGUCGAAUGAACUCAGCAGUCCUCCAGAUGCAGCAAGUGAAAACAGCAGAAAGAGACGGCAAACCACAGAAGAGCCUGGGCCAGGAGAAAAUGGAGUGAGCGUAGCAUGGAAGAAGAAGAAGAGGAAAAAAAAUAACGAGGACAGAAUGCCGGAGGGUGCCCUGCUGGUUUCAAGUGAUGACCAGAAUAAGGAAGUACAGGAAAAACACACAAAGAAGAAGAAAAAGAAGGAGGCAAAGGAAAACGGCACUCCUGCAACCCCCAAACCAGCUGAUUCUCCCAAAAAAAUCCCAGCUACCGUCAACCAGCCAAGUAAAAGCACCAAGAAGCCCCCAGCAUCCAAACCAAAACCUCAAAUGACCUCCUCUUCAGAUUCCAGUAGCAGCAGUGAUGAAGAUGUCGUACCCAAAAAAACAACUAAAACACCGACCUGCACUCCUGCUGCCUCCAAGGCACUAUCAAACACAAAACCUGCCCCCAGAAAACCCCACCCUCCGCUGUCAUCCUCCUCAGGAACAGAGUCCUCUGAUAAGGCUGCCAGCCUAAAAAUCCAGCCCAAAAACAAACCUUUAAAAACCACGACUACCAACUCCAAAUCCAAUCAGGCUCCUUCAGACGUGCAGUCCACAAACUGUGAUCAGAAGCAGGCUGCCAGUGAGGCUGAGCCUCCUCAUAACAAAGCAGGGGAACUUCCUGACUCAGACAGUGAAGAGGAGAUCCAGCUGGUUAUACGACGGCCACUGCAGCAGCCCAGCUUUGGCCUAGGUGUUCAGCCCCCCGGGCGAGGUCGCGGCAGAGGGAAAGCCAGACGUGGCGGGGGUCAGGGAGAGAGAGUUACGGGUGACGGUAGAGGAGCCGUCAGAGGGCAGGGUGGCAGCUUUGAGUCUCUCUAUAAUGGAGGCACGGAGCCGUCUUACCAGACUGAUUCGCAGACCAACAUGUCAGUGAUCCUCCAGAAUGAAGCAGAAAGUGUUCCCAAAAAGGACUACAGCUCCAUGCCCCUGUUAGCUGCCCCUCCACAGGUGGGGCAGAGCAUUGCCUUCAAGCUGCUGGAGCUAAGUGAAAACUACACACCAGAGGUAUCUGAAUAUAAGGAGGGAAAGAUUGUGAGCUUUGACCCAGUGACCAGACAGAUUGAACUGGAACUUCUUAAUACUUCUCAAGCUCCUACAGAACCUGGCAAGUUUGACCUCGUCUAUCAAAAUCCAGACGGCUCAGAGAGGGUGGAGUAUGCUGUGUCCAGAGGGUCUUGGGUAACAGAACGGUGGGAGUCUCUGCUGGAGCCCAGACUGAUCAUUUAAACCUGUGACAGUGAAUUUCUACACUCGCCUAGUUUUUUAAGGUGGACUCAUCUUUUUCAGGAUCCAUACAGCUUCAAACAGCUGAUGGUUUUGAUUAUGAUAAUUUAAAUUUCCUUCUCUGUGCUUCUGUAUAAGCACUGUUUUUUUAACAGUUACAUUUAACUGGAGUUUAGAUGUGAAAUGCUGUUUAUGCUUAAAUCAGUUGAUGGGAUGAGUGACUGUUUUGAGCUCUGGGACAUAAUGGUUUUAUUUUUGUACAAUGAUAUGACUGAUACGUCUUGUAUAAACUGUUUUUCCAAUAAAACACUGCAUUC
Archocentrus centrarchus (flier cichlid) is the source of this 1931-nucleotide messenger RNA. It is a transcript of the gene coil, whose product is annotated as coilin p80. Gene Ontology annotation, biological process: spliceosomal snRNP assembly. The record is from RefSeq and is a predicted model, not a curated record. The coding region runs from base 43 to 1617 and encodes 524 amino acids. Gene Ontology annotation, molecular function: U2 snRNA binding; U1 snRNA binding. The transcript has 7 exons. NCBI's taxonomy places the organism in Eukaryota, Metazoa, Chordata, Actinopteri, Cichliformes, Cichlidae. Gene Ontology annotation, cellular component: Cajal body.